Messenger RNA from Dermochelys coriacea (leatherback sea turtle), 3518 nucleotides. RefSeq names its product LBH regulator of WNT signaling pathway (gene LBH). The coding region runs from base 681 to 1004 and encodes 107 amino acids. The record is from RefSeq and is a predicted model, not a curated record. Gene Ontology annotation, biological process: positive regulation of DNA-templated transcription. NCBI's taxonomy places the organism in Eukaryota, Metazoa, Chordata, Testudines, Dermochelyidae. Gene Ontology annotation, cellular component: nucleus. The transcript is spliced from 3 exons.
UGAGAGGAGGUGGAGUGGCGGCUGUGGCUGGUUCGAACAGCUCAGUCCGAUGGAGAGCCAGGCGGAUGGACGUGACCGAGAUGAUGGAGCUGUGCUCGACGCUGCCAGUCACCGUUUCAGCGAAUGGGAUUUUUUUUUGUUUUUUUGGAAAGGAGCGAGAGCGCAAACGGCUCAUGCACACUCACCACCAAAGCGCUCAGCACACGCGCAGCCGCCGCCGCCGCCCCCAUCUCUGGUUCCUGCGCGGAGCCAGCCAGCCGCGCACCCCGCCGCCCAGGGCAGAGGGGCCGGGUAACCACCCGCAGGCGCGGCGGCCGCCCGAGCCCCGCUGCGGCCAAUCGGCGCUCGCCAGCCCGGCUCCCCGAGCGGCCGCUCGCCGCGGGCUGGAAGCUCGGAGCCAUUCAUGAGUUUGGUGACGUCAUCCGAGGGCGGGGGCGGGCGCUCUGGGCACAGCCACGCCCCUUCCCCUAUAUAAGCGCCUUCCCGGGCCGCCGGGGCGGCUCAGGGCUGUAGUGGCAGCUGGCCGCGUGUGUCUGGGCUUGUGGGUGAAGAGCCGAUCAGCGCGUCGCCUCCCCGCCGGGCUGCUCUGCCCCUGGCCGCCUCGCACUGCUCUCAGGGGAAGCCACUGGGCCCUGCCUUUGCACCCCAAGGCCGCGUGUCAGCCUUCGUGGUAGGACUUCAUGUCUGUAUUUUUCCCCAUUCGCUGCCCUGAUUAUCUGAGAUCAGCUGAAAUGACUGAGGUGAUGAUGAAUACUACAUCUAUGGAUGAAAUCGGGCUAAGCCCCCGCAAGGAUGGCCUAUCAUAUCAGAUUUUCCCUGACCCCUCAGACUUUGACCGUUACUGUAAGCUGAAGGACCGCCUGCCUUCCAUUGUGGUGGAGCCAACAGAGGGGGACGUGGAGAGCGGUGAGCUGAGAUGGCCACCUGAGGAAUUCCUUGUCCAGGAAGAGGAGGAGGAAGAAGAAAACUGUGAAGAGGCAAAGAAAGAGAACAAAGAGCAAUAAAUGGCAGCUGAAGAAAAUACAAGGGAUUGUAUUGUCUUGAGGGAAGUGCCACACCUGUUCUGAAGGUCUUUUUUUCUUAAGAAAAGACAAAGUUCAAUUUUGCACCUGCAAGAUCUUAGGUUUUUUCAUAUUCUCUGUUGAGAACUGAAGCCCUCGAUGUGACAGACUCUCCAGACCUUCUGAGGAAGGAAGUCAUGCAGAGAAAAAUGUUUGCUGUUCUCAAGAUCACUUUUUUUUUUAAGACUGAGGCGGCAGUGAAAUUCCAAGGCCCUUGGUGGCUGGUGAACAAGCAGGGUUGUUUAAUGAGUUGUGAGGAGGGUGGGAAUAAAGCGAAAUGUAAACUGCAGCAGUGUUGAGCAAGGAACUGCCUCUGGCUACAAAAGCAUGAGACUAGAGUCUUCAUCUCUCAAACUUUCCUUUCUUAUAAGCUUCUGUUUGUGUAUCUGGAGUGGAGGGGAAAUGUAUGGUGAUGUGUCCCAAAUGGAUGCUCUGCUGACAAUUGCUGGGUGGCAUAGAGAGGCAAAGGGGCUUGUAGUCUUUUCCCAGUUGCACAUCUCCUGAAGUUACACACUCGUGUGUAAGAGUAAUGCAUUUCUUGUGUUAACUAUCAAACCUGAUCCCAGUCUUUGCCCAGAAGAUAUCUUCUCUCCUUCUUUCUGUCUGCAUUUAAUCCUUGUAAUGCUGAACAACUCAGCUGGCGGGGUCAGUGUGUUCUGCUGCUACUCUCAAUCUGUUUUGCAAGGUCCUCAUUUAUCUUGCAGAUUAGUAUGAGGUAACAAAGAAAUUUCACAUAACAUCUAAAUCUACCCGAGAUCUUGUUCUAGAAGUAGUUAGGAUGUUUCUCUCCUGCUAGCUGAGACUGCUGUAGGAAGACACAACUCAUGGUGCAUAAAGUUUGUAAGGUGAAGGGGCCACCUGCCUUCUAGAUUCUGGGGCUGCAUGGUUUCCAUCUCAAACAUGCUGGGUCAACACUCUGAUCAAACUGGCUGAGUAGAGGGACAUGUGGAGAAUCUGCAGGGAUUUGGUAGGUUUGGGUUUUCUUCAUCAGCACUGCUUUACCAGAGUUCCAAGACCUGGCAAUGCUGGCAGACCAAGAUGCUUGCAAAAAUCAUCUGCGUAAGAAUGGAUGAAAUUGAAAAUACGCACAUGCAACAAAGUCGGAAGAAUGUUGCCAAAACUGAAAUCAAAGAGGCAGUCCUAAAUCAAAUGGCUGACUUGAAAGGAUAAGAUGGGGGUGGGGAAAUGAUUCCUCUCUCCACAGAAUUUCAUGGCUUUUGAGUGUUCUGGGCAAGAGGAUGUGCUUCUGAUUGUAACAAAGCAUUAUAGGGUUUAAUAAAGGGGCAAGCUGGUUUGUAAGGUCUUAGGGUAUCCCAUGCAACUUGUUCAGUGCUGAGUUCUGUCUCUGUCCUACCUGACCUUAGUCUACUAGGGGAACUGGUUGAAAGGCAGGCCGACUUGCCACUUUCCACAAAAGUGGCAUCUAGCAACUUUAUGGAAAAGCCUGAGAAGGCUCCAAGGCAUCUGCUGGGGAGCUGACAGGUCUAAGAAUAAAGUGCUGGUAGUUUCCACCUUAAAACAAGUCUGGAGAUGCUAAAGGAAGAAACAGAUGUUAAGGCCUUAACCAGACAUUUUGAUAAAACCCAGUGCAUCCCAUCUGCUAAUAACUGGUUCAAUUAAAAAUAUAUUUGGGGUGUGUGUGUGUGUGUGUGUGUAUGUAUAUAUUUGUAUCUAAUACCUCAUGAGUAGUUUAAACGCUGGUGGGGGGUUGGGGAUUGCUUUUAACAUAUCGGCAGGAUUGUUUUAGUCUUUGUCUUGCUUGUGGUUAAACAUAAUGGCAAUAACUUAUCAGCUCUGUUACUAUUUCAGACAGACCUGAGGAAUUGGAGACUGACUUUUUUGCAUUGUUUAGACUAAUAGCAAUGUAGAAUGCAGCUUCUCUUCCUCCUUUUUAGCAGCAAAGAACCAGUCUCUCUCUUCUUCCCCCACCCCCCCCCCACCCCCCCAGGUUUGGUGGAUGUUGUCAUCACUGACCUCUCAUCAUGAUCUAGUGAUAUCAUUUUUAAACUGAUGGAUCCAGCUAUUUGUAUCUGAACAUCUGUUCUAGUCUUGCUAUCCAAUGGAAUGAGCUUGUACACCUGUAUACCAGCCAGUUUCCUUUUUUUAAAAAAAAAAACUGUUACUAGUCUCCAAUCUGUGCCACCAUGUUGAGACUUAACAGAGGUUACGAUGUGGGUAGCAAAAAGAGGAAAAUCCUUAUCCUCCAGAUGUGAGGAGAAAUGUCUGCCGUAAAGACUGGCAUAUUCUUGUCUGCAUCCUCUUUUUUAUGGUAUUGUGUAUAUUUCUAUUUGUCAAAUGUAUUUGAAGAACAAAGCACUCCAGUAAAACUCCUUGUCUGAUGUACAUUCUAUUUCUGUAAUUCUUUUUUGAGCCUCAGGGAGAAGCUAGCUUUUUUUUCCAAACUACUUUUUUUUGUCACUGUGACAGUUGUAAAUAAAGUUUGAAAAUGCUUUCCAA